This is a messenger RNA of Magallana angulata, 968 nucleotides long. RefSeq lists its product as uncharacterized. The record is from RefSeq and is a predicted model, not a curated record. Lineage: Eukaryota; Metazoa; Mollusca; Bivalvia; Ostreida; Ostreidae. The transcript is spliced from 9 exons. Bases 293 to 946 code for a protein of 217 amino acids.
CCCUGGCUACAAUAGAGAAAACGAAACUAUUGUAAUCUGUGAAGAAUUUCAAUUCUAUGGAAAUUGCAUCAAGGAUAAAUUAUGUUUGUGCUAUCGAAACGAUUGGUAUAAUACCUCGUUUGGUGAUAUAAGAAGUGUCAGCUCUGAAAUCAACGCCUUUUCGGAUAUCUGCGAUUCCUGCUCUAGCCCUCAGCCAAUAAAGUGUAUAAAUGGAAGCGUAUAUUCGCGGAUUAUAACAGGGCUUAGCACAUUAAACCUAAUACGUCAGACCACCGAAACAGAAUGUUCGCAGAUGUUGACAGAUACAAUAUCAACAGCGACAACCUGGGAACAGGACUUGACGUCAACUGCAUACACGACACCAUCAACCAAUGAGCACGCAACACGUUCUGAAGCAUAUACGACAAGCGCGACAACCGGGGAACAGGACAUGACGUCAACUGCAUACACGACAACAUCAACCAAUGAACAAACAACACGUUCUGAGGCAUCUUCGACAGACGUUAGUCAAACAACUACAAUAUCUGCGACAACCGGGGGACAGGACAUGACGUCAACCGCAUACACGACAACGUCAAUUAACGAGCAAACAAUACGUUCUGAAGCAUAUACGACCAGCGCUAUGUGUCCUUGUCAAUGUGAAUACUUUGAUAAGAUCGAGUAUUGGGCCCAGGAAAAUAACCAACGCAAACAGUAUGAAGAACUGAGCAAGAAACUGGCUAAAAUCAAAGAUAUCCUGAAAAUGGAAACAAAAAACCUAAGCUCCUUUAUUAAAAAGAAGAUAAGCGCUGCCGAUGAUCGUCCGUCUGCGGUUGCCACAGGAUCAGUGGGGGCUGUCAUCAUAAUCAUUGUGCUUACUGGCAUAGUCUUGCUUGAUCUUCCUGUGAUUAUUCAGCAUGCAAGGUUGUUAUUUUGGGACAUCCAAAGACUGUGCGCUAGAGUAUAAUAAUUAAGUUUCUACGUUGAUG